This is a messenger RNA of Cyprinodon variegatus (sheepshead minnow), 1407 nucleotides long. Its product is annotated as transcription factor IIIA-like. NCBI's taxonomy places the organism in Eukaryota, Metazoa, Chordata, Actinopteri, Cyprinodontiformes, Cyprinodontidae. The transcript has a single exon. Gene Ontology annotation, cellular component: nucleus. The coding region runs from base 38 to 1126 and encodes 362 amino acids. The record is from RefSeq and is a predicted model, not a curated record.
AAGAAGCCGCCCGGUUGUUUCUUUUCAUUCGUUGAACAUGGAAACCAAAAUAGAGCCAUUUAAAAGGUUUUUUUGCUCUUUUCCCGACUGCUCGGUUACCUACAACAGACAGUGGAAAUUGGACGCCCACUUGUGCAAACACACUGGAGUUCGGCCCCACGCGUGUCAACACGAGGGUUGCGGCAAGUCCUUCUCCACGCCGUACCACCUGGCCCGGCACGAGCUCAGCCACAGCGGCGAGAAGCCCUUCCCCUGCUCCGUGGACGGCUGCACGGAGGCUUUCACCACCAGCGCCAACCGGAGCAGACAUGUCGGCCGCGCGCACGGACAGGAGCAGAAGAAAUAUGGCUGUAAGUUUCAGGGCUGCGGCCUCGAGUUCAAGAAGAACAAGCAGCUGAAGGCCCACAUGUGUGAGCAGCACACGCAGCUGCCUCCUUACCAAUGUACCUACGAGGGCUGCCAUAUGCGAUUUCCCACCCCGAGUAAGCUGAAGAGACACGAGAAGGUCCACAAAGGUUACCCCUGCGAAGAGGAGGACUGCUCCUUCACAGGAAAGACCUGGACAGACCUCCUGAAGCACAGGAAGGAGCAGCACAGGGUGGCCCUGAAGUGCAAGCACUGCAGCAAAGUGUUCAGAGACUCCUGGUUCCUUGAGCAGCACCAGGACGUCCACUCUGACACUAGAGUGGUCUUCAAGUGUCCCAGGGAGGGCUGCAGCCGGUCCUACACCACCAUGUUCAACCUGCAGAGCCACAUUGGCUCCUUCCAUGAGAACCUGCGUCCAUUUGUCUGCACCCACGGCGGCUGCGGGAGGGCGUUUGCCAUGAAGCAAAGUCUCCAGCGCCACAGUGUCGUUCACAACCCAGAAGGGAAGAAACCGAAGAAGCAGAGACCAAGAAGAUCUGUUGCGUCCAGAUUGAGCGGUUAUAAUGAAGCUAAGAGAGUGGUGUACAAAAAGCACAGAGAACCCGUCCCAAAGUCUGGGGCUUUGGAAAACAAAGCAGAGCAGCCUGGUCCUGUUGUGCUGGUGUCCCUUCUGCAGGACACGUCUUUGAUGUGUGGCCCUGCUGUGGACACACAUGAACUCAAUGCCAUAGCUGCUCCUUUAACAGCGGAGUUGCCUUGAGAGUUUCAUGCUAGAACUGCAAAGAUACAGAGGGCACAGUAUUAUGUUUGGAUUGUGUGCAGGUUCAUAUGGAGAAUGAAAGGAAAUGUGUUCUAAAUACAAGUUUUAAAUGAAUAUUCAUCUACCUGUCUCUGGGAGUUAUGUUUCUAAAGCCAUGUAAUACAUUUGUUCAGUGUACAUAAAAAAAUAUGAGCUGGACCUCAUCUCUUCUGCCUCUCUGGGCAAACAAAUGCACUUUCCAUUUUCUUCUGUAAAGAAAAAUGUGUCCCAAUUAAAAUGAA